This is a messenger RNA of Babesia ovata, 336 nucleotides long. RefSeq lists its product as uncharacterized. The transcript has 2 exons. The record is from RefSeq and is a predicted model, not a curated record. NCBI's taxonomy places the organism in Eukaryota, Apicomplexa, Aconoidasida, Piroplasmida, Babesiidae. The coding region runs from base 1 to 336 and encodes 111 amino acids.
AUGGGCUGGCACUUGCAGCGUUACAUCGCGAAAGCCGGGAGAGCCAUAAACCCGCUCGUCUGGAAGCGCGUCUGGAAGGAGAGCGAGGGCAAGCAGCUGAACGACGUGGCCUCCAAAGUGGCGCACCAGCUCAACGACGAAAUUGCCCAGGUCGCCAGGGUCUCGCAGUACCGCUACUGGUGGUGGGCCAACCCUCUCGGCGCGGGUCUCAUCUGCUACGGCGUGUACAAGGUCUGGUACAUGUCGUACAUGGCCCACAAGCAGAGAACAGUUGCGCAAAUCGUGGCUGCCGCCUACGGCCAGGGUGGCCAGUGGCUCAACCCCGUCCCGAAGUGA